AUGGAUGACUUAAGAAAAUGUCUAGAAGAAGACAAGACCAUACAAGAAAUAAAAAACAACAUUAAGAAUAAAAAACAUUAUUUUAUUGAAAAUGGAAUAUUAUAUAGAAGAAAACAACCACCAGUGCCAUACGUGCCAGACGGACGAAUACAUGCUGACAUAUUAAAAAUUUAUCAUGCUACACCUACUAAUGGAGCUCAUUUUGGACGUGGCAAAACAACAAGAAAAAUUCAAGAACGUUGUUACUGGCUAACAAUGAUAGCAGAUAUUAGAAAUCAUUUAAAUUCAUGUUUACCAUGUGCACAAAACAAUUAUCGUCGUCAAAAAUUACCAGGAAAAUUAAAACCAAUACCACCACCAGAAGGAAUAUGGAAAUUAUUAAGUCUGGAUUUUCAUGGUCCAAUAACACCAACAUCAGAACAAGGAAACAGAUACAUUAUAUCUCAUACAGAUGUAUUAUCAAAAUUUGUUAUUACAAAAGCCGUUCGAGAUGGUUCAACAACAACAGAAGUGAAAUUCCUUAUAAAUGAUGUUAUAUUAAAAUAUGGAACUCCCACAUGA
This is a messenger RNA of Rotaria sordida, 561 nucleotides long. The record is from the annotation of a GenBank genome assembly. NCBI's taxonomy places the organism in Eukaryota, Metazoa, Rotifera, Eurotatoria, Philodinida, Philodinidae.